CUUAAGUAGAGUAGUAGACACAAGCCCUCAUAUAAAUACAUAAACUAUAUGUAGUAAACAAAUACAUAUUUGAUUUCUAGUAAUUGUUUAAUCCCAAGUAUGGUGAUUUUAAUCAUAAAUUUUUAUAAAAAAUUUCUCCAGCUUUAUACAACGACCAGACUGUUUUGGAUUGUUGUUAUAGGCAUCUCAUGUUGGAAUAUGACAGUAAUUUGUAUUUUAAUGUUAAAAAGGUUUCUUUCCGAUUCUAUAAGUAUAAGCGUCGAAACUUCAUUUCUACACUGGAACAUUACGUUCCCAUCUGUAUCAAUUUGUUUAUCUAAAAGUCGGUCCAAUGUGGAAAUUAUGCGCUUUCUGAAUGAAAAGAAUAUUAAUUACAUAAAAAAUAUUCAUAAUUAUUUAUUCAUCACACCGACUAACAUUAAUACCAAAGAGGAUUACUGCAGGGCCUUUAACUCAACAUGUGGAGUAAAUAUUCAUAUUGCAAGAAAACAAUUACUUACACAAUUCUGCGAAUCCAUUAUAACAGAUAUCACAUUUUUGGAACAUAAACAACACAACUGCGCCAAAAUAUUUAAAUUUCAUGAUCUUGAAAUGGGUUAUUGCUUUCUAGCCAAUAAUUUUAUGGAUUAUCGCAAUUUAGAUGAGUUGCCGUUACGACUUAGCCCGUUUGAAGCGAAAAAAUCAUUAAAAUUUUUUCUAAAACAAGAAUCACUUUGGAAAUACGAGAUGUAUGUACAUAGCAACGUGGAUAUACCAUACUUCGGGUUACUUUCACAAACUUUAGGGCAGGAUCAUAUAAGAUAUACUUAUAAUAUGGAAGAAAUGCUAAAUAGCUUGACAGUAAAUGAUGAAAGCUUUGAAAAAAGAAAAUGCAAGUUUCCACACGAAAUAAUCUAUGGAUCCACUUAUCAAUACAGUUUUUCAACAUGCAUGUCUGAUCUCAGAGUUAUUUUGGAGUUAAAAUACUGUAAUUGCACAUUAUUCACAUCUCCGAUAAGAUAUUUCAAUUAUUUUUGUGAUUUUCGAGGAAUGACAUGUAUAUCUAAAGGUCUAACGAAAUUAAAAAAAUAGCUCGUCCAAGCUUUGCACUAGUAGAAGUUGAACUAAAAAAUGUUCCCUCACUUCGUUGUGUAAGAAGUGUUACGCAAUCUUAUCAAGAUUUGGUUGUUUCAGCCGGAGGUGUCAUUGGUCUUUUUAUCGGAAUAUCCAUUUUAAGUGUAAUUGAUAUUAUAUAUCUUUGUUUAAAAAAACUGUAGAUACGUACUUAUAUUCUUAAUAAUAAGAAUUAUUUCAAACAUUUUAUAAAUAUGAAAUA
Messenger RNA from Bactrocera tryoni, 1315 nucleotides. RefSeq lists its product as uncharacterized. Bases 100 to 1071 code for a protein of 323 amino acids. Lineage: Eukaryota; Metazoa; Arthropoda; Insecta; Diptera; Tephritidae. Gene Ontology annotation, molecular function: sodium channel activity. The record is from RefSeq and is a predicted model, not a curated record. Gene Ontology annotation, cellular component: membrane. The transcript has 9 exons. Gene Ontology annotation, biological process: sodium ion transport.